UUCAUAUUAGAUUUAUUUGAUGUGAUGUUGCUUUUGAUAGAAUCAUGAUGUAAUUGAACUCCUCCGAGAAAGUGCAGCGAUGAAUGGGGUCCAUCAAUGGUUGCUUUAUCGAUCUAUGUCUCUUUUCUGCCCACCCAAAUCAUCUCUUUAUAAACUAUAUGGCCACCUCUCUGACCCUGUUCGGAUUUUUGGUAUUUCCAGCAAGAUUUCGAACCACUUGAUUCCAUUGAGCGAGGCUUCGCUUAAUGCCCGAAUGCUUAUAGAGGCGAAAUUAGAUGGUUUACCAAAGAAGGUUGACAAGUGGAGUCGUGAAGUGAUCGAUUACGAAGCUGAAUUCCGCGAACCUGAUGUCCGUAACGGCAUUGUGACAUGUGCAGCACUCUCGAGGGAUGGUCGAUACAUUGCACUUGGGCUUGGUAGCGGUAUUAUUGAGAUUGCUGAUAUUGAUGAUCAGCGUACAAUCUCUCAGUUCCAGAAUGAUCCACCCAAUCCACCAGCAUGGAUUGAGUUUAACCAUGGUCAUCAUCGGGUCACUACCGAGGAUGUCAACGGGAACAUCGCUAUCUAUAGCCAUGGUGUGCUCCCUGUGAAACUUGGCACUCUCCCCAUAGGUGCCUAUCCUGUUGUAACUGCAGUCUCAGAUAGUGGAUUCUUCAUUAUACGAGUCCUACGGGAUCCUGGAAAGCCUUGGUACAACAAUGUGGCACGUAUAUACAUUUUAGGUGACCGGCACAUCCAGCUCCUUGCCUCUCCUCCAUUGGACUCUUCCAUUCCAUCCUCUCAACCUUCCAAGCCAGCCUUUCCUGAGCGUCACACGAUUGCGUUUUCUCCAGGGGCACGAUACAUUGCUGCCUUUGAUGGGUACAACGCUUUCACCUGGUCGACAGAAUCAGGUGAUUUUAUUACACAUUAUGACAUACGGGGAGACAAAUCUUGGAUUAUAAAUCCUGGUAUGGCUCCUACUUGCCCGUAUCACAUCCCUCAUCCGGUAUCUACUCGACCCACUCUUCCAUUGGCAGGUGACACAAUCUCUGCACAUCAUUCCUGGGUGGAUGCGAGGCCUGACUCAGAUGAGUCUUGGAUCAAGCGUCCAUUUUUCCAUCCCUUACCAAAACAUGGAAGGGGCUAUUCAUUUGCCGCAGGAAAGACCCCACUAGUCAAUGCUUUUUAUAUCCCCCAAUCGGUAUGGUUUAAUGGUGGCCCGCAACUCACUGUCCCACGAGAGUAUUACGUUUCUGUCGGGGCAAACAGCACCAAUGGCAUACAACGCUGGUAUGGCGAUCAACUGAUCAAUAAUAUCAACAAUUUCUACCGUCCUCAGUCCAGCAAGGAUGGUACUCGAUUUCUGCUCCAGGGCCAGAUGAAAGCUCCCAUUGUCGUCGAUAUUGGCCAAGCUGCGUGGUAUCCAAGUGCCACGUUUGAUUUCCCAGUGCCUAACAGUUACUCUCCUUGUAGCACCGCAUCCGACAUUUCUUCCCCCCACGAAACAUCUGAUAGUCCCUAAGAUCGACUGCUUUAGUGUUUCACUUUUGUAUAGGAUUUCGC
Molecule: messenger RNA, 1545 nt
Organism: Cantharellus anzutake
Lineage: Eukaryota; Fungi; Basidiomycota; Agaricomycetes; Cantharellales; Hydnaceae
Exons: 1
Coding region: 80-1504 (474 amino acids)
Molecular function (GO): protein binding
Source: RefSeq, a predicted model, not a curated record